Zophobas morio is the source of this 1098-nucleotide messenger RNA. RefSeq lists its product as uncharacterized. Bases 43 to 828 code for a protein of 261 amino acids. NCBI's taxonomy places the organism in Eukaryota, Metazoa, Arthropoda, Insecta, Coleoptera, Tenebrionidae. The transcript is spliced from 4 exons. The record is from RefSeq and is a predicted model, not a curated record.
CUUCAGAUACCAGCAAAGUAUUUGAAAAACAUUGCACAAGAAAUGUGUAAAAAAUUUCCAGGUACAUUUGAAGAUCGAGACGACGACGGUGUUCUUAUUGGAGAAGGUUAUCAUGGAGUAUUUUUUAAAUUGCAAGAUAGAAUAAAGUAUUUGAAUCGAACUUCAAAUAAACGAAUCGGCGAUUUCGACAAAAUAGACAUUCCUUUGUGUAAGAAAAAGCAAAUGUUGUCAUCAAAAGCAGGAUGCAGUUUUUGGGAUCCUCCAGUCCCAUCAAAUGACUCAGAUUUAAAUUCCUUAGAAACGGCGCAACAGUUAUUACAGACCAAAACGUGUGAAGUGGAAUUUUCUGCUGACACUCUCAAGUUAUUAGAUCUCACCUAUUCGGCUCAGAGAAGAUAUUUAAACCAAGAGGAUCCACCAUCGAUAGUCAAUAUAAUGAAACAUUGGCCCAUUCUCCUUUGUCAAUCGGGUAUUUAUUGGCAUUUUAACAAAUUAAUGGAUAAAGAUAUUAACGAAUUAAGUAAAGCCAUGUUCAAAAAGGCCGAAAAUAUUAUACAACUUGGGGUAGAGAAAAAGUACAUUACAGAGAUUCCAGAAGCAGAGGAUGCAAAACUAAUCUGCGUUUUACAAGUUAUUUCAAAGUUUUUUACUGAAAGUUUAAAUUUGUUGUAUGCGCAGAUACCUGAGAAUGACGACACCUACAGAAUUUUACCCAAGAAUCAUAACAGUGCUCCGUGGAUUGCUGCAGUGGGAAGCGAAACUCAAAGCAAUAUGAAAUACCACGUAAUUGUGGAAAACCAAAAAUUAAUAAUGGAACAGAUACACUGACGCAUGCCAUACAGCAAAUGUUUGCAAUAUAUUAUAAUUUUAAUCUCGCUUAUCCCCAAGGAUUAUCACAUAUUUUAGAAUUUAUGCAAACGUAUUUUUUUUUAAUUCAACCCGAGCAGGGCACAAAGAGUACAAGGAAAACAUCUCAGAUGAAACUUUUGUCCAUUAUAAAAAAAUUACGUGACAGAAAGGGAUCAUAUUGGUGACUUUGAUGAAUACAGAGUAAAAAUUCUAGAUAUUGUUAAAAAAAAACACUCUGAUAUAGUGCUG